AUGGCUACUCUCUAUGGGCUAUAUCGAAUGGCUGCCACGUGGUGGAUGGCUUAUCCUUGGGGGUACGAGGGCGGACUGGGGCUCCCGGGACUUGAUGGUAGCCUGAGCAGUUUAAGAGCGUGUCCACUGGGUCCCCUACAUCUCUAUACCUCCUUCCAGCAGCGUGGUGUUUCGUCACUUCAGGCAGGUUACAUCGGGGAUGAGAACGGACAAGGCCCACAAUGGCCGAAAGGUCAUCUGACACUAAGAGAGGCACCCGGUGUAAUGCAGAUUUGUUCUGCUGUCCCAUUCUUAGUGUUGGAACCUAUCACUGCCGAUGAACAGGAAUGGCCGUAUAUCCAGGCUGGGCAUGAAAAUGGUAACCUGCAACCUGAGGCAUCAGCGAUGCUUCCGAUCAAUUUCGCCGCCGCGAUGGGUCGCCUAACCAGGAAUUUUGCGACGUGGAGAUCGGAACGCGUUAUCUCUCUCUAG
Messenger RNA from Histoplasma mississippiense, 471 nucleotides. RefSeq lists its product with no specific name. The transcript has 4 exons. The record is from RefSeq and is a predicted model, not a curated record. NCBI's taxonomy places the organism in Eukaryota, Fungi, Ascomycota, Eurotiomycetes, Onygenales, Ajellomycetaceae. Bases 1 to 471 code for a protein of 156 amino acids.